This is a messenger RNA of Microplitis demolitor, 1574 nucleotides long. RefSeq lists its product as uncharacterized. The record is from RefSeq and is a predicted model, not a curated record. The transcript has 7 exons. The coding region runs from base 1 to 1533 and encodes 510 amino acids. Lineage: Eukaryota; Metazoa; Arthropoda; Insecta; Hymenoptera; Braconidae.
AUGGAUAAUAAAUUGUUGUUUGGACCGGAAGAAUUCUACGAGGACAGCGCGAAGGACUUGAGAGCUUACUUGGAAGAAAUUUCGAAAUAUUGGGAGAAUGAACUUGAUCACAAUUUUUGCGGCUCAACGCCUUCAUUACGUCACGGAUUGUACGACUACUUUGAAUUCAUUAUGAAAACAAAUUUACGAAGAUUUAUUGUCUCAUACCUUGGAAUUGCGUUGUGCAAACGCGAUACAACGUCAAAUUUGAAUGAAACGAAUCAAAUAACCUCGAGAUUUCUUAAUGAAUCAGUAAAUUACAUCGAAUUAAUUGGACAGUCGAUUCACAAAUUGACGCAUUAUUUGUACGAAUGCCCACAAAACGCCGCAGAAAAAAGUAUGAUUCGGGUAAGAUUAAUUGAGGAGAGGAGUCUAAGUAACUCUAGCAGACCUUGUAGUUAUAAUUGCGAUCUAAAGAGUAUUGGAAAAAAAUUUAACAAUACACAAUGUGCAAAAGCUAUUGACUGUCGAUACGUAUCAAAUGGUUUCGAUGUUUGUCAAAAGAAAAAUAGUUCAAGAAGAUACGAAUGGAUUAAAGAUUACGAUGGUAACAUAUACGGUAAAAGUAUGAGUAUUAAGAAAAAUAAUAUAUGUCAAGGAAAAAUUACAAAAUUGAAUAGUGAGUUUUUGUGGUACAACGGGUAUUAUUGUGAUUACUGUGUUUGUACAUGUGUGGAAAAACCCAAGCGCUCAAAUCAUGUUGUCACGGCGAUAAGCUUCCGGGAUCAAACCUCAGAUAUUUAUAAUGAUUGGGUAGUCACAGGUAUAAGAUUUGUUAGAAAAGAUUAUUUGAUACACCUUCAAAUACAAGAAGGACUUUUGUUGCCAUAUGGUAAAAUUGGCACGACAAGAUGGCGGCCGCUUGAUCGAUUUGAAUACAAUGAAAUGGAGGGUAGAUAUUAUCGCGUUUUUGAAAGAGAUAGCAAAUUAGGUAGAAUAGUAGAAUAUUUGCCAAUGAGAUUGGGAAGUGACUACGGACGUGCGGAAACUGUUAACUUGGAUGACGUAAUGGCUCCAGGAAGUCACGUGGUCACGGGAGUAAGAUUUAGAUUCAGCUGGGACUCAAUUGGGACACCAAGACGGAAACGUGGACCCAUUGAGUUGCAUAUUCGAGUGACGAAAAUGGAUUUUGCAAAAGGCCGGCUACUUAAUCUUAAUAAUUCUUGGUGGAUUACUCCAGAUUAUCAUGAUUCGAGAGGUGAGUUGGCACUGAAGAACCCAGACGACCCGAGAAAUGCCUGGGAACAAGGGGGAAGCGUUUCGACAGCCACGAGUGUGCGAUUCCGUGCUUCGGAUUGGGUGAAAGACGCUGGGCAGUCGACGGUUCCCUUUUUUGAUGGAAGGGACACGAGCUUUACACCCGCAGCUCCUCUUCAGGGCCUUGGGGUCUUUCAUCUUGGGCACGAAGGCUUCGGUGGCUAUUUAGCCCUCCGCAUAUUUGAUUUUGAUAUGUCUCCAUUUUUUAAUUCUCAUUUCACUGACCCUAAUUUAUAAUGCGCUCUAAUUAAACCUUUUUCCUGUUGAACUUCAAAAAA